UGACCAAUAGUUUUGAAAGGAAUAAGGAAAUAGUAACAUAAACCUGUUUUAUGUCAUACUCCGUACUACUAAAAUUCAUUUGUUAGACUUCUCAACUCCAAACUUUUUCUCUCUAAUUUCUUUUGCUCUUCAAUUUUUUUUCCAAAAACAAAAAAAAACUUGUUUAUAUUGAAAGAUUUCUGGGUUUUUGAAAGGAAAUAAUCCCAAAUAUUGGAUUGUAAAAUGGAGAGAUAUGAACCAAUAAAGGAAAUAGGUUCUGGGAAUUUUGGAGUUGCAAGGUUGGUGAUUGACAAGAACUCUAAAGAGCUUUUUGCUAUCAAAUACAUUGAACGAGGAAAGAAGAUUGAUGAAAAUGUUCAGAGGGAGAUCAUCAAUCAUAGAUCAUUAAGGCAUCCAAACAUCAUCAAGUUCAAAGAGGUCUUUGUAACACCAACACAUUUGGCAAUAGUAAUGGAGUAUGCAGCAGGAGGUGAGCUUUUCAACAGAAUAUGCAAUGCUGGUCGAUUUAGUGAAGACGAGGCAAGAUUUUUCUUCCAGCAGCUGAUAUCUGGAGUCAGUUACUGUCAUACCAUGGAAAUCUGUCACAGGGAUCUUAAACUGGAAAACACACUACUUGAUGGAAGUCCAAGUCCUCUUCUUAAGAUAUGCGACUUUGGUUACUCCAAAUCUGGGAUACUGCAUUCACAGCCUAAGUCGACAGUAGGUACACCAGCAUAUAUCGCGCCUGAGGUACUUUCACGGAAGGAAUAUGAUGGGAAGAUUGCUGAUGUUUGGUCCUGUGGAGUGACAUUAUAUGUGAUGCUAGUAGGAGGAUAUCCCUUUGAAGAGCCUGAAGAUCCUAAAAACUUUCGUAAGACAAUUGCGAGAAUAUUGGGUGUGCAGUACACUAUCCCAGAUUAUGUGCGCGUAUCAGCAGAUUGCAAGCAUCUCCUUUCUCGUAUCUAUGUUGCCAAUCCCUCCAAGAGGAUCACAAUCCCUGAAAUCAAGAAGCACCCAUGGUUUAUAAAGAAUUGCCCCAAAGAUCUAGUUGAAGGGGAGAAGACAAGCUAUAAAGAAAAGGAAAGUGAUAAACAAGUCCAAAGUGAAGAAGAAAUAAUGCAGAUCAUACAAGAAGCGCGAAUACCAGGUGAGGCUAACAAAGAUGCAGAACAUGCUGAAACAUUAGAAGAUGAUGAUGAAGAUGAUGAUUUAGAGGCUGAAUUGUUGGAUUCUGAUCUAAGUGGCGACUUUGUUUCGCCGCCUUACUAAUUAUGAAGUAUGAUUAAAACACACCUUGUUAAUUAUUCUGCUGAAUUGCUGAUGGAUUUUCUGUUGUAGAGUAUACAGAUUUUUACAGUGGUUAUGUUGUGUUUGAAAUCCUGUACAAAAACUUUUUAUGGCUUUUUAUCUGUACAAGUCUUGAACUUGAAAGACAUUUUACUUCAUUUACUAAUACGAUCCUUUAAACGAUUAUGUA
Spinacia oleracea (spinach) is the source of this 1456-nucleotide messenger RNA. Its product is annotated as serine/threonine-protein kinase SAPK3. NCBI's taxonomy places the organism in Eukaryota, Viridiplantae, Streptophyta, Magnoliopsida, Caryophyllales, Amaranthaceae. Bases 223 to 1248 code for a protein of 341 amino acids. The transcript has 9 exons. Gene Ontology annotation, biological process: protein phosphorylation. The record is from RefSeq and is a predicted model, not a curated record. Gene Ontology annotation, molecular function: protein serine/threonine kinase activity; ATP binding.